AUGGGUUAUUCUUCUACAAACAUACACUUUGACUAUGAUGGACAAUAUGCGAAAUCAGGAGAUGAUUAUGAAUGGAUUCCAAGCGAUGGUCGUUUGUAUGGUAUAUCCUUUAAGACAUCAUCAUUGGAUGAGAUCACUUAUUCCUGUUUGAAGGAGAGGAUAUGCAAGAAGAAGAGGAUAGAUCCGUGUUUAAAGAGGAUGAAUCUGAGUUACAUUCCACUGGUAGUAGAACCUAAGAGGCAAUCAUAUAUUUUGGAUGAUGAAGAUGUGUAUGUGUAUCUGACAUCAGUGGAUAAAGAGGGAAGAAGAAGUAUUUUGCAUGUAGAGGUCAUCGAAGAAAUGGAGCAACAAUCAGUAGUUGAGAAAGAAAGCUCAUAUGGUGGGAACUAUAGUGAGCUUGCGAGUGGAUUACCCGAAGUUGAAGGUAAUCCGGGUGCACUCACUCUAGUUCCUCGCAUUGAAGAAGCAGAACUAUAUCUGCCGGGGGCUGAACGGGUGGAGAAUGUUGUUAUAAAUGGAAAAGCCGAGGAAAGGGGCAUUAAUGUUGUUAAUGGAGAAGCCGAAGAAAGGGCCGGGGAAGGGGGCGUGAAUAGUGAGGGCGACGUGGAUAACUCUAUGGGUGUUCGUCCUAGUUCGUACUAUGUUGAGCUCCCACGUGUUGCAAAAGAAAAACCAGUGGUUAAAGAGUGGGAAGAUGGUUUGGGUCUUCAGUUGUUUCAAGAAUUUGAGAGUAAAGAAGCUGUGAAAGAUAUUAUUGAUAGAGCAUCACAAGAGAACUGUUUCGGAAUCAGUAUUUGCAACUCGGACAGGGGUCGAUAUGUGGUAAAAUGUCGGGGAGCAGAUGAAGGUUGUAAAUGGAGUGUGAGAGCAACAAAGAUAGAUAAAUCUGAAGCGUUCUCGAUUAGAACAUACAUGAAUAUGCAUUCAUGCUCUCGCGUAACUUCAAGUACUGGAAAGAAAAUGAAAGUUACACCAAGAUGUGUUGCAGCUAUAGUGCACAAGGAUUAUCCGGGACUAUAUGAGACACCAACAGCGAAAAUCCUGGUCGGUCUGGUGCAAAGGAAACUGGGUGUGGAAGUGUCGUAUACGACAUGUUUGAGAGGAAAAAAACAAGCUGUUGCGGAUAUUCGUGGUGAUCCGGAGAAGGGAUAUAUAAUAUUGUCUGCUUAUUUGUAUAUGUUAGAGAAGGCGAACCCGGAUACAAAAACAAGUUUGGUAGUGGAUAAAAACAACCGGUUCAGAUACCUAUUUGUUGCGUUGGGAGCCUCCAUUGAAGGGUUUGAAUACAUGAGGAAAGUCAUCACUGUGGAUGCAACUUUCCCGAAGACUGUUGAAGGUGGUUGUUUAAUUAUUGCCACGGCUCAGGAUCCAAACCUUCACCAUUAUCCAAUAGCUUUUGCUGUGGUUGAUGGGGAGAAAAACGAAAGCUGGAAGUGGUUUUUCACGACGCUGAAAACUGUUAUACCGGAUUCGACGGAAUUGGUGUUUGUUUCAGACAGAAAUCCAAGUCUGAUAAAAGCUGUUGGUGAAGUGUAUCCGAUGUCUAAACAUGGGUAUUGUAUCUGGCAUCUAUCGCACAAUGUGAAAGCUCAUGUCAAUCAAGGCAGGGACGAGCAUGAGUUUAAAAAGCAGUAUGACGAUUCUAGGGAGAGGUAUCCAUCAUGUGCUAGGUAUCUUGAUAAAAGUGUCGAAGUCAAACGGUGGGCGAAGUGUCAUUUCCCCGGUGCUAGGUACAACAUAGACACCUCUAAUUGUGCGGAGUCUUUGAAUGCGCUAUUUGAAAAGGCGCAAAGGAUGUCUUUAUUGCCUAUGCUUGAUACAGUUAUUGAUAAAAUGUCUGAGUGGUUCAACAGACAUAGGAAGGAUGCAGCAGAAGGACCGUCAUCUCGAAAAUUGGUUCCUUUGGUGGAGAACAAAUUGCAUAAGAGAACACCGAAAGGUUCAAAACUUUCAGUGACUGUAUUGAACAGUUUUCAGCUUGAAUACAGUGUUAUUGGAGAAGACGGGAAGACUUAUUCUGUGGAUUUGCAACAGAAGACGUGCAGUUGCAGGAAGUUUGAUAUAGAUAAAUACCCAUGUAGACAUGCAAUAAGAGCUAUCAUUAAGUGUUUGCAGCAUGAUAAACCAUUACAGUUGAGUGACAUGUACGAUUUCAUCUCGAAUUAUUACUUCAUUACAACAUGGGCGAAAGCGUAUCGAAGGACUAUAUAUCCAGUCCCUCAUAUAACUCAUUGGCUGGUUCCAAAAGAAGUCGCGGCGGCGAAGUGUCCUCUACCUCCAGACUACAAGAAAAAAAAAAGGAAGACAUCAGGAAAAAAGGCAUCCUUCGGCGGGAGAAAGUCGGUCCCGUCCCCGUCCUAA
Molecule: messenger RNA, 2361 nt
Organism: Raphanus sativus (radish)
Lineage: Eukaryota; Viridiplantae; Streptophyta; Magnoliopsida; Brassicales; Brassicaceae
Exons: 3
Coding region: 1-2361 (786 amino acids)
Molecular function (GO): zinc ion binding
Source: RefSeq, a predicted model, not a curated record